Clarias gariepinus (North African catfish) is the source of this 4465-nucleotide messenger RNA. It is a transcript of the gene dhx34, whose product is annotated as DEAH (Asp-Glu-Ala-His) box polypeptide 34. Gene Ontology annotation, molecular function: RNA binding; ATP binding. The coding region runs from base 502 to 3921 and encodes 1139 amino acids. Gene Ontology annotation, biological process: nuclear-transcribed mRNA catabolic process, nonsense-mediated decay. Gene Ontology annotation, cellular component: intracellular anatomical structure. The transcript has 16 exons. The record is from RefSeq and is a predicted model, not a curated record. NCBI's taxonomy places the organism in Eukaryota, Metazoa, Chordata, Actinopteri, Siluriformes, Clariidae.
ACUCUAUGACGCAAUCGGCCUUCUAAUGCUCCCUUCGAAGGACGCGGCCGCGGAAUUGAGACACGCCGAAGACGCCACACUGACGUCACGGUGUGUCUGGCUCAAUCUGUACGGACUUUCCUAAACAAACCCCAGCAGCAUGGUUUAGUCGUUAUUUGUGGAGGAGGAUUUGAUACACUCGAUCGACCCUGAAACGACCACCGGACUACGUGCAUCAUGGACUACGUGCACUGUAGUCAAGAUCCAAAUCAGUCGUGUGGUUGUGUGCGGAAACAAAGCGCCCGACGUUAUUAGCUACUUUUUUUUGUGUCGAGAAAGAAUUUAAUAUUCCGAAAUUUAAUCACCAUUGUAAACCUAAUUGCCGUAACCUGCAAUGUGUAAAACGUAAAACCAACAAGGAGAUGUUCGUUAGACUGGAAGUCUUUUAGUUUCUUCCUCCUUGACAAGUUAUUGAUUAUUUAUGCUGCUUUAAAUUUCCCCUGAACAUUCUAGCAGACAGAGAUGUCAGAGGGUGGAAGUGGCAGCCGGGACUGGGACUGGAGCAGUCCACAAUGUCGUGCCCAAAUGGAUGAGAUCUUUUUUCGCCAGCAUGACUACAUUCAGGCGAAAAGUAAUGAACAUAAGGAGUUCUGGACUUUCUUUGAGCGCUUUCAGCGGUUUAAAGCCAAAAAGGAGAUCGGAAACUCAAAACCCAGCAAAAGUGGUGCAGAUUUUCGGAAAAAGUGUGCAAGUGGCACAGUGGACCUUGGUCUCCCAAAGGAGUACGAUGCCCGAUACAGGAUAAACAUCUUUGUAAAAACCCGAGAUGUUGAGGAUCGUCUGGGAGGCACACAUGGUAGGAGACACAGGGUUUGCCCGACUGACCCAAACAGCCAGGAGGUCACAGAUUGUCGGCUUGUUCUUCUUCAUUUUCUGGACUUCACUCAAAAGCAGAGCUUCUGUAAACUCGUCAAGCUGCGACGUGAACAAAAGAGCUUGCCCAUCUUCCAUUACUGUGACCGGAUUGUGGAGCUGAUCCAAACCCACCCGGUGGUGGUGGUGGCCGGAGACACUGGCUGUGGGAAGUCCACACAGGUGCCCCAGUACCUGCUGGCGUCUGGCUUUACCAAUAUAGCCUGUACUCAGCCUCGCCGCCUUGCCUGCAUUUCCCUUGCUAAGAGAGUGAGCUUUGAGAGUCUCAACCAGUAUGGUUCCAAGGUUGGCUACCAGAUCCGGUUUGAGAGCAGGCGCACAUCAAGCACUAAACUACUGUUCCUUACUGAGGGUCUGCUCCUCAAGCAGAUACAACAUGAUGCAAUGUUAUCCCAGUACCAUGUGGUGAUUGUGGAUGAAGUUCAUGAAAGACACCUGCACUGUGACUUCCUGUUGGGUGUGCUGCACUCUUUGCUUCACAGACGACCAGACCUGCGCUUAGUUCUUAUGUCUGCCACCAUCAACAUCAAAGUUUUCUCCAGCUACUUCAACAAUGCACCUGUGCUGCAGGUUCCAGGUAGACUCUUUCCUAUUCAGGUAAUAUAUCAGCCCAUCCCUCAUGAAGAUCAGGUGUCUCAAAUGGAGAAGCUGAACCCAAGACCAUAUCUGCGUGUGCUGCAGGGCAUUGAUCAAUGCUAUCCCACUGAGGAGCGAGGUGAUCUGCUGAUUUUCCUAAGUGGUAUGGCUGAAAUCUCCACUAUAAUGGAGGCAUGCAAAACCUAUGCUGUACACACCGGUCGCUGGAUCAUACUGCCCCUGCACAGUACCUUGUCGUUAGAACAGCAGAACAAGGUCUUUGACAUUGCUCCCCCUGGCUUGAGGAAAUGCAUCAUUGCCACCAACAUAGCUGAAACCUCGGUGACCAUUGAUGGGGUGCGCUUUGUAGUCGAUUCAGGCAAAGUAAAGGAAAUGACUUUUGAUCAAAAGGCCAAAAUGCAGAGACUUCAGGAGUUCUGGAUUAGUCGGGCCAGUUCUGAGCAAAGGAAAGGUCGUGCAGGCCGAACAGGGCCAGGAGUUUGCUACCGGCUCUAUUCAGAGUCAGACUAUGAGGCCUUUCCCCCUUACCCUAUCCCCGAGAUACAUCGAGUGCCUCUAGACUUGUUAGUGCUACAGAUGAAGAGUAUGGAUCUGGGAGAUCCUUGUUCUUUUAACUUCAUAGACCCUCCUGCAGCCUUUAGCAUUCAGACAUCUAUGAGGUUUCUAAAGGAACAAGGAGCUCUAGAUGUUCAGGGAGAACUCACCCCCAUUGGCAAUCUGCUGGCCAAGCUGCCUGUGGAUGUCCUUAUUGGUAAGAUGCUAGUCCUUGGUUCACUAUUCAACCUUGUGGAGCCAGUGUUGACUGUAGCUGCAGCACUGAGCGUUCAGUCACCAUUUCUGCGCAGUGCUCAACACAACCCAGAUUGCACCACUGCCCGCCAACCUCUGCAAAGUGACCUUGGAGACCCCUUCACUCUGCUCAACACCUUCAAUGCAUGGGUCCAGGUGAAAAGGGAUAGAGAGGGAGGGUCCAGAAAAUGGUGCAAAAGAAGAGGACUAGAGGAACAGAGACUGUAUGAGAUGGCCAACCUGAGGCGACAGUUUAAGGACCUGUUGAGGAGUCACGGGCUAGUUGAGCCUGAGUCAGGCUAUGUGGCUGAGGACCAGGCCCAGCGCAGAAAGAGACUCGGUGAACGUCAAAGACUUCAACAGCUGAAGAGGGAACAUGAUUUAACAGAGAACAGCCGUAGGAAAGUGUUGCAUCUGGAGGACGGCGAGGAGCAAGGGUCAUCAUGUGACUCAGAAGAAGAAGCAGCAGGGUCAACCAAGAAGGACAAAAAGUCUGGAGCACAGGAAGUAGACAUACAGGAAGUGAAGUUCAAACUGCGGCAUGAUAUUAGCAAGCUUCAAGGGGAUGCAUACGUCAGUGCAACAUUGUCAUCUCAGCAACAGGCUCUUUUUAGACUGGUGCUGUGCCGUGGCCUGUAUCCACAGCUGGCCCUGCCUGAUGAGCACAACUCUGCCCGUAAAGACUCAGAGCAGGUGUUUCACACUCGUAAUAAGCAAGGUGUUGUGAUUCACCCCACCAGUGUUUUUGCUAGUAAUCCGGAUUCGCUGCACAUCACUCAAUAUGAGUCCAGUGCUGAGAAUGGGCAGAGCAAUAUGCAUCAGCUGCUGGCUUUUGUAACUCUGCUUGAAACAAACAAGCCUUAUGUGUCAAAUUGCGUAAGAGCCCCUGCCCUGCAGGUUUUGCUGCUGGUGGCAAACUCAAUAGACAGCAAUGCAGACUGCACACAGCUGGUGGUUGAUGGUUGGCUAGAGUUGGUUAUAAGUGAUAGUGCGACAGCACUCAGAGUGCUGUCUUCUGCUCUCAUGAUAAGGGACAAUUGGGAUAAUUUGCUACAGGCCAAGUUAAACCAGUCUGGUUUAAGAUCUACUGCAGGUCUACAGCAUGCUGGGCCAGCACCAUCCCAUCGUGAGCUCCAGAAAAUUUCAGAAGAACUUGUACGCUUUCUAAUGUACACUGAGGUGAGUUACAGUCUACGAAGGCUAACCGCACUGCAGUCUCAGAACCUAUACAUCGGACCCCAGCAGAAUACGGAGUUUUCCGUUCCUCCACUCUUCCCUAAAAUGAAAGCAGAACCUGAUUCAGUUAAGGGAGGUCUACGAGUCACCAGCUACUUCACCUAUAAUUGCCUCUGUGACUCCAAAGACUUGUACAGUGAGUGUUUGCGGACAUUUUGGACUUGCCCACACUGUGAACUGCACAUGCCUUUUACCCCCCUGGAGCAAAUGCAGCAUCAGGCCACUUGUAAGCCAUUAGAGGAGCAGCAAACUGAGGAAGAGGUUGACAUUGUAAAGUCUGAGUCCUUGUCUAAUCUGACUAGACUCUACCACUGUGAUAUCUGUAAGAAAGAUCUAACCCUGACCUCCACUGAGAUUCUAAAACACAAGCGUCAACACCAGUCCUGAGUUCUUCCUACGUCUGGGUACCAGAAGGAGUUAUAUAUUUUUUCCUGUCAUUUUUCUUUUUGAAGAUUCUUGUAAAAAUAAUUGUGUACUUCAGAAACAUACAGAUAUGUGUACAUAAAAUAGGUAUGUGCAUUUGUGAAAUACAAUUCUCUCCAUUAAAUUUUUAGACUAUAAAUAAAAUGGACUGGAAUUGUUUUACUGCAUGUGCUUUAAAAAAAAAAAAGAAAAAAUUAUCAACACUUAAUGGUGUGUAGCCAUUUCCACGAUACGUAACGCCUGAAAAUGCUGAACGUUUUCCAGCAGGUGAUGCUAGUGAGUAACAUAUCCUUGAGGGUCACCUUUUAAAACCUUUGAUGGACAGGGCAACUGAACGUCCCUUGUCAGUGAUAAGUUGCUCACAUUCUCACUGUUUUGAGGGUUUAGUAGACUUUGCCCUGAAAAACCCCAAACCCAAUUGAAAUUAAUACCUGAAUGUGAUAUUGUUUAAAAGGUUUAUCACUAGUUACAGCAAGGCUGAAUCACUUUUUUUUUUUUUUUUUUUUCC